Messenger RNA from Cyphellophora europaea CBS 101466, 2190 nucleotides. RefSeq lists its product as uncharacterized. Lineage: Eukaryota; Fungi; Ascomycota; Eurotiomycetes; Chaetothyriales; Cyphellophoraceae. The transcript has a single exon. Bases 1 to 2190 code for a protein of 729 amino acids. Gene Ontology annotation, cellular component: nucleolus. The record is from RefSeq and is a predicted model, not a curated record. Gene Ontology annotation, molecular function: ATP binding; nucleic acid binding; RNA helicase activity.
AUGGCGGCGUCGAUGAAGCGGAAAAGAGGCGGUGGAUCGGAAAGGCCCAACAAGAAGGGGAAAGUGCUACCAAAACCACGUGGACCCGCUGUACGCGGCGACGCCCUGAGCUGGACGCCUGUCACUCUUCCUGAUCGCCUAGACGACGCCGAAGGCUUCUACGCCCUUGAAGAGAUUGAAGAUGUCGAAGUUGUCCGAGACGAACGCAAUCAUGCCAUGUUUCGACCAGCCGCCGAUGCAAAACUUGCCAGAAAUGGGGAGCCUCACGAUUGCACCGCUCUGGAUGAUGGCGAAGAGUGGGAAGGCUUCGACGAUGACGAAGGUGUCCCUGUGGAUGGCACCAAAGCUACCAACGGCAUCAGCCCAGCUCCUAAAAUCUCCGAGGAGCAGCCGAAAAGCAUUCUCAAGGCCCCUGUGCCACCGUCGGAAGAAAGCAGCAACGAAGAUGACGAGGAUGAGCUGGGCGGCGAAAACGUGUUCGACCUCCUCGACGGCCUUCCAGAAGAUGCUGGUGCAGAUGUGUCAGCCUGGGAUGGGUUGAAUUUAUCCCAAGCUAUGAUGUCUGCCAUCUCGAAUCUGGGCUUCCCGAAACCUACGCCCAUCCAAGCCUCCUCAAUCCCACCCAUCAUGGACGGCAAAGAUGUCAUUGGCAAAGCCGUGACUGGGUCAGGCAAGACUCUAGCAUUUGGGAUACCUGUACUUGAGAAGUGGCUAUCGUCUCAGGCCUCGAAGGAACGGAACCCCACCGCCCUCGUUCUAGCGCCUACUCGAGAGUUGGCCCAUCAGCUACAUGACCAUCUGAUAGCACUUGCAGAUGGUCUCGACCAACGACCUCGGAUUGUCAAAGUUACGGGUGGCCUCUCCAUUCUCAAACAACAACGUCAGCUGGAGAACGUCGAUAUCAUAAUCGCCACGCCAGGCCGGCUAUGGGAAGUCAUCAACGACUCCCAGGGUCUCAUCGACCGCCUCAAGCAGCUCAAGUUCCUCGUCAUCGACGAAGCCGACCGCCUCCUCUCCGAAGGGCACUUCAAAGAAGUCGAAGACAUCCUCGAUGCCCUCGACCGUGAAGUCCUCGACGAAAACAACAAGCCAGUCACGACGCGCCCAAAGCGCCAGAUCCUCGUCUUCUCCGCCACCUUCCACAAAGCCCUCCACCAAAAGCUAGCCGGCAAGCUCAAGUCGCCCGCCUCCAACUCCAACCUUCUCAGCAACCAACAAUCACUUUCCUACCUCCUGAGAAAACUCCCCUUCAGCCGCACCAACAAACCCACCUUCAUCGACCCCUCCCCCACCUCCACCAUGUCCAGCACGCUUCACGAAGCCAUCCUACAAUGCCCCGCCAUGGAAAAAGACCUCUACCUCUACGCCCUCCUCCUGCUGAACCACGGCCUCAAGACCCUCAUCUUCACCAACAGCAUCUCCACCGUCAAACGCCUCACGCCGCUCCUCACCACCCUCGCCCAGCCCGCCCACGCACUCCACUCCUCGAUGCCACAGAAAUCCCGCCUCCGCAGCCUCGAACGCUUCCACGACCCCAACACGCACUCGCUGCUCGUCGCCACCGACGUCGCCGCCCGCGGCCUCGACAUCAAAGGCGUCCAGCUCAUCAUCCACUACCACGUGCCGCGCACCGCCGACAUGUACGUGCACCGCUCCGGCCGCACGGCGCGCGCCGACCACGCCGGCCGCUCGAUCCUGCUGUGUUCGCCGGAUGAGGUCGUGCCCGUGUCGCGCCUGAUCGGCAAGGUGCACGGGGGAGAGAAGAACGAGACGACCAACAGGGCGCCCGAGACGAUGCACGUGGAGCGUGAGGUCAUCAAGCGGAUCCGCGAGCGGGUCAGCCUCGCGAAGAAGAUCACGGAGGCGGCGGCGGCCAAGGAGAAGAGCGGCAGUCGCGACGAGUGGGUGCGCGCGGCGGCCGAUGAGUUGGGGGUCGAGUACGAUAGUGACGAGUUUGAGGAGGUGGGGAGGCGGAUGCAGCGUGGGAGGGGAGGGGGGAGGGAGAAGAGGGCCAAGGAGAAGGCGGAGGUGGGCAAGGAGAAGGUUGGGCAGUGGAGGGCGGAGCUGAGGGAUCUGUUGAGUCGGAGGGUUAAUAUGGGGGUUAGUGAGAGGUAUAUUGCUGGUGGUGCGGUGGAUAUGGAUGCGUUGGUGGAUGGAAGGGGGAGUGCUGUGUUCUUGGAAGGGAAGUAG